GGCCUCGGCGGCCAGCCCCGGCGCACAGCCGCGGCCGGGGCGCGCGGCGCGGGGCGGAAAAGCCUGUUUACACAGACUGCACACCGCCUGGGGAAUAAUGCAGUAAAGGAAGUGAGCCGGCUCGGCCUGACUGCUCCAACUUCCUGCUCUCACACACACACCAGAGGAAAAAAAAAAGAGGAGCGAGAGAAAGAAAAAAAAGGGGGGAAAAAUCAGGAUCUCAUUACAAGAGCAACAGACCGUCUGCAGACGCCUGUCAGCAUGGAAAGUCGGGGGCUUUCGCCCGGUUCCUCCUAGAAAUUCCCCCGAAGAAGGAUCUUGAAAGCUCCCCCACAUCUGGGUAUGGAGAGUGCAAUCACACUGUGGCAGUUCCUGUUGCAGCUGCUGCUGGACCAGAAACAUGAGCAUCUGAUCUGCUGGACCUCCAACGAUGGUGAAUUCAAGCUCCUCAAAGCAGAAGAAGUGGCCAAACUGUGGGGCCUCCGGAAGAACAAAACAAACAUGAACUAUGAUAAGCUGAGCAGAGCCCUUCGAUACUAUUAUGACAAGAACAUCAUCAAGAAGGUGAUUGGGCAGAAGUUUGUGUACAAGUUUGUCUCUUUCCCGGAGAUACUGAAAAUGGACCCUCACGCGGUGGAGAUCAGCCGGGAGAGCCUUUUGCUGCAGGACAGCGACUGCAAGGCGCCUCCUGAGGGCCGAGAGGUGCACAGACACGGCUUGUCGGCCCUCAAAAGCGCAAGCCGCAACGAAUACAUCCACUCAGGCCUGUACUCGUCCUUCACCAUUAAUUCCCUGCAGAACCCGCCGGAAUCCUUCAAAGCAAUCAAGACGGAGAAGCUGGAGGAACAGCCGGAAGACAGCCCUCCCGUGGAAGAAGUCAGGACUGUCAUCAGGUUUGUGACCAAUAAAACCGACAAGCACACCAGCAGGCCCGUGGUGCCCCUGCCCUCCACGUCUGAGGCCUUCCUGGCCUCGUCGGCCUCAGCCAAGGUCUCCUCUUUAAUGUUGCCAAAUGCCGCCAGCAUUUCGUCCGCGUCACCCUCCUCGUCUCGGUCCCCGUCCCUGUCCCCCAGCUCGCCCCUCCCUUCUGAACACAGAAGCCUCUUCCUGGAGGCCGCCUGCCAUGACUCCGAUUCCCUAGAGCCCUUGAACCUGUCAUCGGGCUCCAAGACCAGGUCUCCAUCUCUUCCCCCAAAGGCCAAAAAACCCAAAGGCUUGGAAAUCUCCGCGCCCCCGCUGGUGCUGUCCGGCACCGACAUCGGCUCCAUCGCCCUCAACAGCCCAGCUCUCCCCUCGGGAUCCCUCACCCCAGCCUUCUUCACUGCACAGACACCAAAUGGAUUGCUUCUGACCCCGAGUCCACUGCUAUCCAGCAUACAUUUCUGGAGCAGCCUUAGUCCAGUUGCUCCACUGAGUCCUGCCCGGUUGCAAGGGCCAAACACGCUGUUCCAGUUUCCAACACUGCUUAACGGCCACAUGCCAGUGCCAAUCCCCAGUCUGGAUAGAGCUGCUUCUCCAGUACUGCUUUCUUCGAACUCUCAGAAAUCCUGAUGACAUCUGGCCACAGUUAAAGACUUAUUAACUGAUGAAAUAAAUUUGUCCCCAUGGGCUAGUUUACCUGUGUCAUGAGAAGGACGUUGUGAAACCCUGUUAAUUUGGUUUGCACUUUUCAUAACAUGGAUGGUCUAGAUUUAUGUUAGCAUUUUUAAAACCUUUUUUUAUAUUCAAGUAUAUAUGAAGAUCUGUUUGGCAUUAAGUGAUUUUUUAAUUUUUUUUUAUAUCCUCUUAGCUCUUAAGUGUUGAACACUGUUGACAGUGAAGAACUUUUCUUAAUGGUUUUCAGUGUAACUAAUAAGGAUGUGAAGCUUUUUUUCUUUCUAAUUCCGCAUAUGCUGAACUAUGCUUAUAGACACUAUAACCAGCUGUGCCUUCCUUUGCAUUUAGUUUUAUGUAAAUGGUUUAUAUAUUUUUUAGUAUUAAGAGAAAAUGUUUGGAAGACAAAAAUUAGUAUCAAACAGCUCUCUAGUAGAAUCAUUAUUUUUCACAAGUAGGCAAAAUGAAAGCUUAUUCAUAUUUUUUUUCGCUUUCAAUUGUAUAAGAAUUGCCUUAGAACCUCUUUUGAACUGACGUUCAGUAAAUGUCCAAUUUCGUGUUUUUAUAAAAGAAACUAAGCCAUAUUUAGAAAAUAAACAUUCACAAAAGAAAAUGU
This is a messenger RNA of Odobenus rosmarus divergens (Pacific walrus), 2209 nucleotides long. RefSeq names its product ELK3, ETS-domain protein (SRF accessory protein 2) (gene ELK3). Gene Ontology annotation, biological process: regulation of transcription by RNA polymerase II; cell differentiation. The record is from RefSeq and is a predicted model, not a curated record. Gene Ontology annotation, molecular function: sequence-specific DNA binding; DNA-binding transcription factor activity, RNA polymerase II-specific. Gene Ontology annotation, cellular component: nucleus. The transcript is spliced from 5 exons. NCBI's taxonomy places the organism in Eukaryota, Metazoa, Chordata, Mammalia, Carnivora, Odobenidae. The coding region runs from base 343 to 1551 and encodes 402 amino acids.